AGUUGUAUGUUUUCUUAAACCAAGUCUUUCCAUAACCUCAUAGUGUCGACAUGGUUUGCCAAGAAGAAAUAUUGAUUGAAAAAGUGUGUGACUUGUAUGAACAAAUCUCAAGUCUUGAAACACUCAAACCUUGCAAAAAUGUCGACAUGCUUUUCACUGAGCUUGUCCUCACAUGCAUGCCACCUAGUCCUAUAGAUGUCACAAAACUCCCAAAAACUAUUCAAGAAAAAAGAUCACACCUCAUAAGGCUAUGUGGUGAAGCUGAAGGGUAUUUGGAGAGUCACUACUCAGCUAUCUUAGGUUCAUACCAAAACCCUCUUCAUCAUCUUCAUAUUUUUCCUUACUAUUCUAACUACAUCAAACUUGGUCACCUUGAGUUUUCUAUCCUUAGCCAACACUGUUCUCAUGUCCCUUCCAAAAUUGCUUUUAUUGGUUCUGGACCUCUUCCUCUUACUUCAAUUGUAUUGGCUUCGAAUCAUUUACCUUCAACCAUUUUUCAUAAUUACGACAUCGACCCUCUGGCCAAUUCUAGCGCUGAACAUCUGGUGUCAUCUGAUCCUGACUUGUCAAACCGUAUGAUUUUUCACACCAAUGAUAUAUUGGAUGUGAGUGAUGAUUUGAAAGAGUUUGAGAUUGUUUACUUGGCCGCCCUUGUCGGUAUGAACAAGGAGGAGAAGAAUCGAAUCAUUGAUCAUCUGGAGAAGCACAUGGCUCCCGGAGCACUUCUUAUGCUACGAAGUGCUCAUGGAGCUCGUGCUUUUCUAUAUCCAGUAGUUGAAUCUUCUGAUCUUCGAGGCUUUGAGAUCCUCUCGAUCUUUCACCCUAUGGAUGAAGUUAUCAACUCGGUCGUCAUAUCGCGUAAGUAUCAUAUGCCUAUACACUCACUUGAUCAAGGCCUUGGUUCUAUGAUCCUACCAAACAAGUGUUCUGAGAUUCAAGUUUUCAAUCCUCUUAGGAGCCUCAACCAUGGGAAUAUGAUUGAGGAAUUGACCAUUGAGGAUCAACUCUUGUGAAUCUCACUCCCUUGCUGAUUUACUUUAUAUAUCUACUACUUAUUUACUUACUUAGCAUAUCUCUAGCACAUGCUAGGAUGAAGAUUGUGUCAUGUCAUUACAAUUUAGUUAUACUAUAUAUUUCUAUUCAUGUGAUCUCCAAGUGCUUUGUAUUUCAUGGAGCACAACAUAUGUGAUUUUCAUAUUGUUCUUAAAUUUUCAAUAAAUAUAAAGAGAUUAUUGUGUUUUA
Messenger RNA from Lathyrus oleraceus (garden pea), 1242 nucleotides. RefSeq names its product nicotianamine synthase. Gene Ontology annotation, molecular function: nicotianamine synthase activity. Bases 51 to 1013 code for a protein of 320 amino acids. The record is from RefSeq and is a predicted model, not a curated record. Gene Ontology annotation, biological process: nicotianamine biosynthetic process. The transcript has a single exon. Lineage: Eukaryota; Viridiplantae; Streptophyta; Magnoliopsida; Fabales; Fabaceae.